CACUCACAAACCAUCUUCCAAUCUCUAUUCCUCCGCCACAGAAACCUGCAAACCCUCAGAAAUGCAUCUCACUACUUUCCUCCCCGUCCUCCUCCUCUCCUUCUCGCCGACCACUCUGGCCCAAAAAUGCAACCCCAACCACAACCUCAAAUGCUGCAAGGUCCGAAACUCGCUGGCUGACGGUGCGGUCACCGACGUGACCAAUGGAGCGGGUGUGGCGCUCGACCCGGAAUUGCUAGGGACUGUGGGCGCCGAAUGUGACGCGGUCUCAGCAGCGACGGACUGUGAUGUUGCGCGGGGGUAUGCACUGGCGUGUUGUGCGGGGGGCUCGGGAGACGACGCGGCUGCUUACUGUCAGAAGCCGAUUCCGGGGCAGACUACUGGCAAGGCAAUGGACGAGGCUUCGGACAAGGCCUCGGACGCGCCUGGGGAGAAGGGGGUAGAAGAGAACAAGCGCUGAGUCAAAGGACUUGAGAAAGUUAAACAUGGUUAAGAGGGAG
Molecule: messenger RNA, 500 nt
Organism: Aspergillus brunneoviolaceus CBS 621.78
Lineage: Eukaryota; Fungi; Ascomycota; Eurotiomycetes; Eurotiales; Aspergillaceae
Exons: 3
Coding region: 62-460 (132 amino acids)
Source: RefSeq, a predicted model, not a curated record